Emericellopsis atlantica is the source of this 321-nucleotide messenger RNA. Its product is annotated as putative mitochondrial DnaJ chaperone. NCBI's taxonomy places the organism in Eukaryota, Fungi, Ascomycota, Sordariomycetes, Hypocreales, Bionectriaceae. The coding region runs from base 1 to 321 and encodes 106 amino acids. The transcript has 3 exons. Gene Ontology annotation, molecular function: ATPase activator activity. Gene Ontology annotation, cellular component: PAM complex, Tim23 associated import motor. Gene Ontology annotation, biological process: protein import into mitochondrial matrix. The record is from RefSeq and is a predicted model, not a curated record.
AUGGCUUCUGUUAUGGCAUGGGGCGCCGGCGCUGCCGUCGCUGCCUUUUUGGGUCGCGCCGGACUGGUCGCAUACAGACGUUCGCGCGGUGGCGUGGGCGCCAUGGGCAAGGCUUUUUACAAGGGUGGUUUCGAGCCCAAGAUGACCAGGAAGGAGGCUUCCCUCAUUCUUUCUCUAAGCGAACGCACCUUGACCAAGGACAAGGUUCGCAAAGCCCACCGAACGAACAUGCUCCUCAACCAUCCCGAUCGAGGCGGCAGCCCAUACCUGGCGACAAAGAUCAACGAGGCGAAAGAAUUGCUCGACAAGCAAGUCUCGUAA